This is a messenger RNA of Parastagonospora nodorum SN15, 543 nucleotides long. RefSeq lists its product as hypothetical. The transcript has 2 exons. Bases 1 to 543 code for a protein of 180 amino acids. Lineage: Eukaryota; Fungi; Ascomycota; Dothideomycetes; Pleosporales; Phaeosphaeriaceae. The record is from RefSeq and is a predicted model, not a curated record.
AUGGAUCUGGAGAGACCAGAGACCCCCGCGCAUGACAAGCAACGACCAUACACAAUUACACAGGAAAUUCAGAACGGCCUUGAAAGACUUACAAAAUAUUGGAGGUUGACUUGUGUGAAGAAGCACGGUUACGGGGAGGGCGAUGUGUAUGAGGCGAAUCGAGAUAAAUUUCACAAGGAUUUUGUCCAGAUGCUCGAGGGUGCGGAACUGUUGAAGUGGGAAACUGUUGUUUUCCCAGAAUCCGGAAACGAUGCGAAAAAACUCAAAUUCCCAGACAACAAAUACCUCUAUAGGUUCUUUGUAGCGGUGGCAGUGGUAUGGGGACUAGAGUUUGAAGCAGUGAACAAGGCCGUCCACGGUGGUUCGACGGAACCUGACACCGCAGGCGCAUUCCUUGCGAAGCAUUGGGACUCUGAAGUCGCAUUUCAAGAACAGAAAAUAGCCAACGCGGAGAAAGAUUUGGAAGAACGCCGAGCUAAACUUAAGGGCAGUGCUAUUAAGAAUAGUUUGAGGGAUUCAAUAGAGGAGAGCGGAGAGUGUUGA